ACUUCUUCAUCUCCUCCCUCUCUGUCUCUCAACUCCAGAGAGACUCUCUCUCUCUCUCUCUCUCUGUAUGUGUGUGAGAAGAGAGAGACUCAAAGUUGUUAGCUCAUUCACACGCUUUUAGCUUUGUAAUUUCUAUUUUCUCGGAAUUCACAAAACAGAAAGUUUCAACCUUUACGAAAAUUAGGCCGAAAGAAACAAUCUUUGAGUUUUUUUUUUUGGAUUCCUUCUUCUUCUCUCUCCCCUUCUCUAAUGGAUUCCAGAGAUAACCCACCACAACCACCACCGUCACACCUUCAACCUGGUAUGUUAAUGUCUCAUCAUUACCGUAACCCUAACGCCGCCGCUGCUUCUUCUGCAUUGAUGGUUCCCACUUCCACAUCUCAAUCGAUCCAACAUCAUCAACAUCGUCUACCUUUUGGUCAUCCUCAACAACAACAACAAUCUCAAACGUUUCAACAACAACAAAUGGAUCAGAAGACGCUUGAAUCUCUUGGAUUUGGUGAUGGAUCGUCGCCUUCUUCUCAACCGAUGCGAUUUGGGAUCGAGGAUCAGAAUCAGAAUCAUCAACCACAAGCCAAGAAGAAGCGAGGUAGGCCUAGGAAGUACACUCCUGAUGGUAGCAUUGCGUUGGGUUUAGCUCCCACGUCUCCUCUUCUCUCCGCCGCUUCUAACUCUUACGGUGGUGGUGGUGGUGAAGGUGGUCUUGGAGAUAGUGGAGGCAAUGGUACUAACUCUGUUGAUCCACCUGCUAAACGAAACAGGGGAAGACCUCCUGGUUCUAGCAAGAAACAGCUUGAUGCUUUAGGAGGAACUGCUGGAGUUGGGUUUACACCUCAUGUCAUUGAAGUUAAGACAGGAGAGGACAUAGUGGCAAAGGUGAUGGCUUUUUCGGAUCAAGGGCCAAGAACAAUAUGUAUUCUCUCUGCAAGUGGUGCAGUUUGUAGAGUGACGCUUCGUCAAGCUUCUCAUUCUGGUGGAAUCAUUUCUUAUGAGGGACGGUUUGAGAUCGUUACUCUCUCAGGCUCGUUCUUGAAUUAUGAGGUAAAUGGUUCAAUGAACAGAAGUGGUAGCUUGAGUGUCUCUUUGGCUGGACCCGAUGGCCGGAUUGUAGGUGGCAGUGUUGUUGGUUCACUUGUAGCUGCAACACAAGUCCAGGUCGUAGUGGGAAGCUUUGUUGCGGAAGCAAAGAAACCUAAACAAAGUAGCGUUAACAAUGCUAGGGGCCAGAAUCCUGAACCGGCUUCAGCGCCUGCUAACAUGUUGAACUUUGGAUCAGUCUCUCAAGGACCAUCGAGCGAGUCAUCAGAAGAGAAUGAGAGCGGUUCUCCAGCAAUGCACCGUGACAGUAAUAAUGGGAUUGAUGGAGCUCAACAACAGCAACAACCUCUUCAUCCUCAUCAGAUGCAAAUGUACCAACAUCUUUGGUCUAAUCAUGGUCAAUGAAAUGAAUUUGCUGCGGAAACCUAUCUCGGUUUCGGUUUUGGUUAUGGUUAUGGUUAGGGUGGAAUUGAUCUUUCUUUCCGUAGUCUGAUCUCUUCUCUGCUGCUUACACAAUCUUAAGAAGAGACUAGCUUCAUGUCGUUCUUUGUAGCUUUUUCUUUUUAGGGGUUAUUAGAUAAAAAAAAUAUAGUGAGAUCUUGAAAUUAGUCUUCUUUCAGGGUUUUUUGUUUUUGUUUUUGGGACUUUAGUUUCUCAGUCAUUAUAAUUAUCUUUUUACUUU
Molecule: messenger RNA, 1720 nt
Organism: Camelina sativa (false flax)
Lineage: Eukaryota; Viridiplantae; Streptophyta; Magnoliopsida; Brassicales; Brassicaceae
Source: RefSeq, a predicted model, not a curated record